Caenorhabditis angaria is the source of this 491-nucleotide messenger RNA. The record is from the annotation of a GenBank genome assembly. Lineage: Eukaryota; Metazoa; Nematoda; Chromadorea; Rhabditida; Rhabditidae.
AUGCUCGACGAAAAGAUUGUCGUUGAUUGCGUGACGUUGAAACACUUCAAUCAGCUGGAAAUUAUCGAUUUGUUGGUGCAAUUUUCGAUGAAGCAGUUGGAUGCUGGGAUUUUGGUGCACUUCAAAUUGAAGCGAAACGUGCCAUUUCUAUGGAUGUUAGAGGCAGAAACAAUCGAAUUGCCAAACAUCAAUAAAAUGCUCUCUGGCUUAUCUCGAGAUUGCACAAAUAAAUGGUUGAAAAAAGUGCGGAUUUUGAUGACAAAAUUGUGAAAAUGUCGAAUGAAGCAACAACUUAAGAAACAAUGUUCAAGUAACGAAACUCGUCAACGCCAUUCAAAAACAGACAAAAGAAAGCAGCAAAUGGUAUACGAAAUUAUAAAGAUGAUAUGAUUACCAAAAGUUUGCUGCAAAAUUUGAUGGCAGAAGCGAUGGAUAAAUUGAUGGAAGCGCAUGGAAAAAAGAUAUCAAGUGGAUGUUUAUCAACAAAUUGA